Messenger RNA from Diaporthe citri, 1149 nucleotides. RefSeq lists its product as uncharacterized. NCBI's taxonomy places the organism in Eukaryota, Fungi, Ascomycota, Sordariomycetes, Diaporthales, Diaporthaceae. The record is from RefSeq and is a predicted model, not a curated record. Gene Ontology annotation, molecular function: oxidoreductase activity, acting on NAD(P)H. The transcript has a single exon. The coding region runs from base 1 to 1149 and encodes 382 amino acids.
AUGAGCGACAACGAUCACCCUAAAAAUGAGGCAGCUUGGCUCCCUGCCAAGCAGGUCAAGCCUCUCGAGGUCGGCCCGGCCCCCUACACUGCUCCCGGGCCAGGCGAGAUAGUGGUCAAGAACGCCGCGGUGGCCAUCAACCCCAUCGACUGGCAGAAACAGAUCCUGGGCGACAUCCUGCUGGGUUACAUCAAAUACCCUUUCGUCCUCGGCGGCGAUGUAGCUGGAACAGUUACCGAGGUUGGCCCAGGGGUCCAGCGCUUCAAAGUCAACGACCGAGUUGUUGCUGCCGCCCUCGCCAUCGCCCCGGUCUCGGGAAAUGCGGCCGAGGGUGCAUUCCAGCGGUACACCCUCAUCCGUGAGCACAUGGCCUCACCGCUGCCCGAUCAUAUCAGCUACGAGCAGGCCUGCGUCAUGCCUCUCACGCUCUCCACGGCCGUGUACGGCCUCUUCCACCCCAGCUUUCUCGCUCUCGACAUGCCGAAUGUGCCGUCAAUUAGCACCAGCAGAAAGUCGGCUCCCCGGGCGGUCAUAAUCACGGGUGGUUCCUCCAGCGUCGGCGCCAACGCGAUCCAGCUCGCUGUCGCCGCGGGCUACGAGGUGUUGUCUACUAGCUCUCCCAAGAACUUUGACUUUGUGAAGAAACUCGGAGCUGCCCAAGUCUUCGACUACAACAGCAAGACGCUGGCUGCUGAUGUUCUCGUCGCGCUCGAGGGCCGCUCGCUGGCUGGGGCUUACGCCAUCGGCGACGGCGCUGUGGAGGUGUGCACCCUCGUCAUGACGCGCCACAAGAACACGACGCACAAGUUCGUCGCCAUGGCGGGCGGGUCGCCCCUGGGAGACAAGCUGCAGACCUUGACCGGUAAGGUGUUCCUCAUAAUCAGCAUGCUAUGGAAGAUUCUUAAACAAGCUUUUGCGUCGCGCAUAACAGGGGUCAAGGUCCAAUUCAUCGACCUCAAAGAUGCAGCAGAGCCCGAGGGGCAUGUGGCACGCAUCUAUAAGGAGUACCUGCCACGGGCGUUGGCCGAGGGCCAGCAUGUGCCGGCUCCAGACCCGGUGGUCGUUGGCACAGGCUUGGAAAAGAUUCAGGAGGCGAUGGAUAUCCAGAUGAAGGGUGUGUCGGCACAAAAGAUUGUUGUUUCACUUUAG